AUGUCGAUACGCCACACUAACCGCUGUGCCACAGGUGUUGACGAUGGCUGGUUUGCCGUGUCUCAUUUUGGGCAAUCAAUUUGUGAUGCCAUUUUGAAGCUGGCCGCCAGCGAGUUCGGCCUCUGCUUGAGUCCGGGACACCAAAGUGCAUUUGUUACGGGUGCCAGGUACCAGUGGGCUGAUGUCUGCGUGGAUUUUGGCAGCCGGCGAGAGGAAACGCAGCUCACGGCAACGAUGUUGCUCCAUGCCAGCAAGCGUAGGAUGCCAUGGCAGGAAAGCAACCCAAGAGGAGAAAAAUCCCUCUGGGCUCCUUCACCCCAGGUUGUUGAAUUUGUGUGCCUGGGGCGCACAGCAAGCCCCUGGCCGGCGGCUUCCCGCGUACCUGCUGCGGCGGCAGUGUCCCCAGAGCUGUCGGGGUCUGGCGUGCCUGGGCGGUUGUGGCUGUGGGGAGCCGGCUGGGCUGCAGCCACGGUGCAGGCUCCGUGUCCGCAGCCACGGCAGAGCCGGGGCCGCUGGCAGAGAAUGACCAUGCAGGAGGUGUGGGCAGCAGGACUGAGUGAUGAGGAGCGACCAGGGACAAGUGGAAGGAAGCCAGCACCUGCUUUGGAGUUCAGAAAUGGUACCGAUGCUCUGCCCAGCCCGCCCAAAACAGUGGCGAUUACAGAAGUUUGUGGAGCCAAGCGCGUGGGUUAUUUUGGUCCUGCUCAAUUUUAUAUUGCUUUAAAGUUAAUUGCGGCAGCUCAGUCAGGGUUCCCGGUACGGAUUGAGAGCAUUAAGAAUGAAUUGCCUCUGCCGCGGUUUAUGGCGCUGAAAAAUGACAGUGAAGUACGUUACGGGACUCCAGCAGAACUCCAUGGAGUUAAAUUUCAGGUUCCACAUGCAACUUUGGAAAAAAAUUCCUACAAAAGAACAGAUGAAGGGGACAAACAGGAACCCAAGUCUCCACCGAUGUCUCCAAUCUGCUCGCCUCCUGCUUCUCCAUCUACUUACCAGAGAAUACCCUUAAGUUACGGAUAUGGUAAAUCAAGAAGUGGGCUGGAGCAGCAGCAUGGAGCUCCUUAUGAAGUCAGACACUCUACUCACCAGCAAGAUGGACCAUCAUCAGGGAAUUAUGGAGCCAAACCUGCACACUGUUCAACUCUUAAUCGGUCUCUUUCAGCGGAGCGGGAGCAGCAGGACAGCAGCGCCCACUACUCGGAUGACCCUUGGAGGAUAACGGAGGAGCAGCGAGACUACUACAUCAACCAGUUCAGGUCCCUGCAGCCCGACCUGAACUCCUUUAUUUCAGGUUCCGUGGCAAAGAAUUUCUUCACAAAAUCAAAGCUGCCCAUCCCAGAGCUUUCUCAUAUCUGGGAGCUGAGCGAUGUGGAUUGCGACGGGGCGCUGACACUCCCGGAGUUCUGUGCCGCUUUCCACCUCGUGGUUGCGAGGAAGAAUGGUUACCAGCUGCCGGAGACGCUGCCGGAGACGCUGCUGCCCGAGUACCUUCAAGCAGCUUCUUUGAAGCCCAUGCGUGACUGCGCACUAUUUGAUUCUUAUUCUGAGUCGUUGCCAGGCGGUCAGCAGACUCGGGACUUCAGUCGGACUGAGAAGGUAACAGCUGAAGAGGUACCUGAUAACUCUGCCCUGUUACAAGAUGCAAAGAAAGAUGACAAACAAGCUCUUAAAGUAAGCACUGCUCUCAAAACGAUACCAAAGGAAUUUCAGCACUUGACUGUGAAAACAGCUGCUCAGGAAUCUAAUGCACUUAAAGCCAGACCACGAUCCAGGUCUUAUUCUAGCACAUCAAUAGAAGAUGCUAUGAAAAAGGGAGAAGAGCCCCCUACUCCACCUCCAAGGCCACAGAAAUCACAUUCCAGAGCUUCCUCUUUGGAUCUGAACAGAGUAUUUCAACAAAACACACAAGCUGUGAGGUCUGGCUGGCUGCCCCCACCACCACCUGCACUGCCCCCUCGACCUCCUGUGUCUCAGACAGAGCAAGUAUCUGAGGUUGAAUUACAUCCUCAGAUGAAUAGACCCCCAUCGCAGGCAGAAGAAAACAGUUCAGCAAAAAAGGAGGUUGUUCUCGCUCAGCCGCCCUCCAAACCCGCCCGCAGGAAACUCCGGACGGAGGCGCAGGGGCUGGAGACCCCCGAGCUUUCUCCCACUAUAAAUGUGACUUCUUCCCUGCCGGCCGUCAAGCCUCACCUCCCAGUCCAAAAACAGUCUUCCAAGCAGAAAAGGGCUAUUCAGACCGCUAUACGAAAAAACAAAGAAGCCAACGCUGUGCUCGCCAGGUUGAACAGUGAGCUCCAGCAGCAGCUGAAGGAGGUUCACAAGGAACGAAUUGCCUUGGAAACGCAGCUGGAGCAGCUACGUCCUGUCACCGUCUUGUGAGACCUCCCGCACCACCGUGCAGUGGCAAGAGCGGAGCACGCGUCCUGACGGCCUUGCAAGGAGAGGAGCGUGGCGUGGCUGGGCAGAGCUUCUGCCGAGGCGGUGGCGGUGGGGAGGACCAGCUUGUCAGGUCUCCUUUCACCCCGCUGCGCACGUUUGCCUUUGCAGGUGAAGAAGGUACAGAAAACAAAUAUCUGACUGCCGGUUAUUUCUGAGCGGGGGAUUGCUUCGCCUUCUUUCCUCCCUUUUCCCAGCCUAAUGUGUAAAUGCAGUUUAUCACUGAAAUGAAUAACCCGAGAGUAUUUUAUUUAUGUAAAGAAUUCCUGAUUUAUACGCAUUCUGGCAGCACCUCCUGCCCCAAUCACUAAGAGGUACAGCAUUCCUGAAUUCUUGCUUAAACUUAAAACUCAUCCUCUGAGAUGGGCUUCUGGAUGUUACUGAUUCCGGUAGGAUUGUAUCAUGGUAGAGUACCUGUGGGUUUAAUGUACUACAGGAAUAAAACUCACUAGACGUACAGAGUCUUUAUCCGCAAUCAUAUGUCAGAUAAUUAUUUUCUUAGCACUGUUUAUUAUGCAAUCACGGAUGUAUUUUAAUGUUAGAGAACUUGUAUUUUAUAAGUUCAAAUCAUAUGAGAGAACAGUAAAAAAAAGUGUAAUUAUUUUGGAAAUUACAAAAAAACCCAACCCUGUUUUUUGAGCUGUAACUGUUUCCUAUCACCAGUGUUUGAUCACUUGCUUGCAACUGCCA
Messenger RNA from Pygoscelis adeliae (Adelie penguin), 3123 nucleotides. It is a transcript of the gene REPS2, whose product is annotated as RALBP1 associated Eps domain containing 2. Gene Ontology annotation, molecular function: protein binding; calcium ion binding. NCBI's taxonomy places the organism in Eukaryota, Metazoa, Chordata, Aves, Sphenisciformes, Spheniscidae. Gene Ontology annotation, cellular component: plasma membrane; cytoplasm. Bases 1 to 2376 code for a protein of 791 amino acids. Gene Ontology annotation, biological process: endosomal transport; endocytosis. The record is from RefSeq and is a predicted model, not a curated record. The transcript has 21 exons.